Molecule: messenger RNA, 3673 nt
Organism: Gigantopelta aegis
Lineage: Eukaryota; Metazoa; Mollusca; Gastropoda; Neomphalida; Peltospiridae
Exons: 6
Coding region: 136-1131 (331 amino acids)
Source: RefSeq, a predicted model, not a curated record
GUUCCUUAGUUUUACAGUUCAGUGGUGUUUUGGCUUUUUGAAUCAUUUAUUUGAAACGUUGAUUGUUAACCAGCUAUAAUAUAUUUGGAAGUACAAAAUAUAUCUUGAUUAACUGAUGCACACGGCCAUACCAGGAUGAGUUUUAAAGAGGUCAACAGUGAACAAAGACAGGACUGGAAUCAAACCAGCACAGGUGUUGGACAUCACUAUCGUCCUGGCUAUUACUUUCCAGAUUCCGAAUUCAAGACUUUGAUUCAUCAGCCAUUACCCCCAGGCCUAGCAAAAGGAAACGAGAUCAUUAAGGACCAAGCUUAUGAUACAACAUAUGGAGAUUAUUAUGAUUCAAAACAUAAAGGAUCGUUGUAUGACUUCCCAUUGCACAAAAAAGCUCCUGGUCACUGGAAGGUCAAUUAUGUCAAAGAUGUAGCAGAAAAGCUUGGUCAAGGUGGCUGGAGAAAACCACUGACUAUGGGGAACCAGAAAACCGAACACCAGGACCAGUUUUGUGCUCGUAAAGGAUUACCAGACAAAUAUGCAUUUGAGGAUAUAGCUGGGCCUCAGUCGUUCAUUUUGCAAGACCACCACAAAGAAGGACCAUCAAAGUAUGGAAGAGGUACAACACAAAAUCCAAAACUGCAAGGUCAACCAUUCUAUGUGAAGGACCAAGCCUUGUUGAGGAAUCUUGACCCAUACAUAACAACUACACAUAAGACUCAUAGGAGAUUCAAACCAGAGGAGCUGAAAGCACAUCCCAAGAAAGAUAUAGCAACCUACUGGGAAUGUGAGGGAUAUCCCAAAGCCUGGGGCCAUGGUUUAAAGCAUAAUCCUCUACCUAAGGACUCUGUACCAAGAGAAAGACUACCAAUGAGAGACACAAUGAUCUUCAAAACGGCCACUAAGAUCCCAAGAUUACCAAAGCCUAUGGUUCCAGUGCCACACUCGGGUCUGAAAACACUGCACCAGGAUUCAUUUGUGCGUCCGUCGGACGUGAGGAUGAAGGAGAACUACUACUGUGCUGUGGAUACGCCAUUCACACUCCCUAAACCAGGAAGCAAGUCUAUAAUGACUGCUCCCAAGAUGUACAACACAGAAUACCAAAAUGUUGGGAGUGGCAAAACAAUUACUGUCUGAAAGAACAAUUCGAAAUUUAUUCACACUACUCAUAUAAUUGAAACAAAAUGGACCGCUUCUAUAUUGAGUGAAGCUCUUAUUUUUUUAAAUAUUUUAUUAACAAAAAGGCCAAAAACUAUCUUGUAUAUUACCACAUAUUUUUGUGUAAUAAUAUUAACAUUAACUCUUUAUUUUAAGGUGGUCCAUGUGUAUUCAUUACAGUAUAGACUUAAACCAUUAUUGUAAUGGAAUUAUUCAUGAGUUUUUCAUCAAAAGAACAAAGUCUAUAAUUCAGAGCUGAAAAAAUCACAUGUUUUGUUAAUCUGGGAUAGUUCUUGAUUAUUGAAAACCUGUGUGUGCCAGUCUUAAAUUGUUUUUGUCCAGUUCUUAUUGGUUCAAAAAUCUGUCUGUAUCCGUAAUGUUUUGGUAUUUUGGUCAUGUUUAGUCAGUUGUCAUCAGUAAUUUGGCAAGUCACUCUUUGCCUAUAUCAGUCGAAAGAAGUGACUUUAGCAGAAACUGCUUAACUGCCUAACCUAUUGCCAUAACUGAAUUUGCUAUUAUUACAUAAUACUGCAUUCACCAAUACACUGUGUAUCUAUGUCAUUUUAUUCCAUGAAGUGAAACAAAGAUGACAAAAUAUAAAUGUAAGUUGUAAGUUGUAUUUUCUAUCUGUUUGUUUUUUUUAUUUCGGAAAGAGAGUAUCAGUAAUUAUAUCAAUAUUUCAGAAAGAGAGUAUCAGUAAUUAUCCACAAGCAGUUUUAAAAUCUGUUCAUAUAUUGGACCAGACUCACUAACCCACAUUAUUUUACUACAUCAUGUAGACACAACACAGAUUUAACCUGGCUUAAAACACGACCAGUGUUGGUGCAGUAAUAUGUAGGUAUGUAGUCUAUAAAAGGAAUGUUUGUUUAACAAGAUCACAGCAGCAUAUUUGUAACCAGCAGUUGUUAGGUAGUGAACAUGGAGACUGCAAUUUUUGGUCUGGAGAUUGAGAGAAGGAUCCUGCUGUCACCCUAGAAACUACUCUUACCACUUGGCAACAAGGGAUCUUUUAUAUGGACUUUCCCAUAGAAUAGUCUUUUAUAUGGACUUUCCCAUAGAAUAACAUACAUUUUAUUAGAUAUACUCCAAUUGAUCAAUUUAAUAAUUGUCGUUUUACUCUAGUAAUUCCAAAUCUAUAGAGAUUCCACAACCUCCAACCUCGUUUUAGCUCAUGACAUAAUAGAUGGGACCUAAUGACAAUUUUACUUUUUCCCCAAAGCUGAAAUCGCUAUCGUAAAAAAGCAUAAAAUAGUAUAAUUGUAUUUAUGAAUAAUUUAAAUGUAUAAAAAUAUUGAAUACAUUAUUAACUAUUUCAGACUCAUUAAUAUUUUUAUUAUCCAAGAUAUUCAAGGAAAUAUAACCAGUAUGACCCACAUGUGUUAUAAUGAUUUCACAUGCACAACAAAUGAUGUAAUUUUGUGAAGUGACGUCAUAACUUAAUGCAACUUCCCCCAUGUAAACGCUUAUCAUUAUCAAAAUGACAUGACGUCGUCUCUUUUUAGUUACAUUUGAAAUGUUUUGACAUGGUCCUAGCUAGUUAUUCAUAAAAAUAAUAUUUUGGAUAAUGUGGAUAAUAAAGAAAUUAUUACACUUGCGUGUGAAUAGUACUGAUUUUACAAAACUUGUCGGGAUUCAUAUAUAAUCUAACAAUCUUGACACUCGUUUCAUAAAAUCAGUACGACACACAAGCUUGUAUAAUAAUCUCUAUGUAUGGCUUUUACCAAAGAACUGGUGAAAAAUGUUUUAAAGAUUGUGCUUAUUUGGUACAUCUCGGCUAUUCUGUAAAGCAGAAUCUUGUAUGUGCAGCUGAUAAAAAGUAAAUUUUUACCAAUUACUUAUCAAGUUCCUUUGUUACUUCGCAGAAUAAUUGAAAUUAUUUUUACUCUAAAGAAUUAUAACUCUCAAACUAGUUACUAGUACUUGUUGGGUAAACUUACUUUUGGUAAUAUACAUGUACUAUUUUCAUAUUUUAAAAGCACAAAAAACAAAUAUAAUAAACAUGUUCAUUUUCAUCUUAAAGACUCAAGGACCACAGAAGUUGUAGAAAGAUAACUCUAUUGUACUUGGUUUUACUCAAUCAUGUACUUGAUUAACUGGUCAGUGGGUUGAACAAGCAAUAUUCAACGAGCUUGAUUAAUCAGAACAUCGCUAUGCAAUGGAUAAACUUUUAUCAGUAGUAAAUAUUUUCAUUAUUUUAGCAGCAUCGUUUUUUUGUUGUCUUUUGUAAAUAUGUUAUUAGUGUGAAAGAUGGUCUUUCUGCUGUUGUUAAAAGUAUUAGCUCUCAUUUACUUUAUACUGCUGACUGGCUAUUGUACUGUAAAAAUUAUUAAGAAUAGCAUCAUUGUUAAUGUCACAAGUAUUAAAUUUCUGCUUAUAGUGUGAUUUUGUUGAAAGGUUAAAAAGGUGUAUUUUUAUUACAUAUAACUUGUUAAAAUGCCAGUGUUUUAUUGUGUAACCUACGUGUAUUUACUUGUACAUUUGUGUGUCACUUCAUCACUGGAAAUAAACAUUGCACAAUAAA